CGGCUGCGCGGGGACCUGGAGCCGGGCUGGGGCGCGGCGCCGGUGGCGGUAGAGUGUGCGCCAGUGUGGGGCGCGCCCAGGGACUGAUGGCGGAAGUGGACCUGGUCGCCGAGUUCCCCAAGCCUGCGGGAGCUGCGCGCUACGCCGAGGUUAUGGCUCGCUUCGCCGCCAGGCUGGGCGCGCAGGGCCGGCGGGUGGUGUUGAUCACGUCCGGCGGCACCAAGGUCCCCCUGGAAGCCCGACCAGUGCGCUUCCUGGACAACUUCAGCAGCGGGCGGCGCGGUGCCACCUCGGCCGAGGCCUUCCUGGCCGCGGGCUACGGGGUCCUGUUCCUGUACCGCGCUCGCUCCGCGUUCCCUUUUGCCCACCGCUUCCCGCCCCAGACCUGGUUGUCGGCGUUGCGGCCCAGCGGCUCAACCCCUUCGGGCUUGCUGAGCCUGGAGGCCGAGGAGAAUGCACUUCCGGGCUUCGCGGCCGCUCUGCGGAGCUACCAGGAGGCUGCGGCUGCCGGCACCUUCCUUGCCGUGGAGUUCUCCACUUUGGCGGACUAUUUGCAUCUGCUGCAGGCUGCGGCCCAGGCGCUCAAUCCGCUGGGCUCUUCUGCGAUGUUUUACCUGGCUGCGGCCGUGUCAGAUUUCUAUGUUCCUGUCUCAGAAAUGCCUGAACACAAGAUCCAGUCAUCUGGGGGCCCACUGCAGAUAACAAUGAAGAUGGUGCCAAAAAUGCUUUCUCCUUUGGUUAAAGACUGGGCUCCCAAAGCAUUUAUAAUUUCCUUUAAGUUGGAGACUGACCCUUCCAUCAUACUUGAUCGUGCACGGAAUGCUUUGGAAGUUUAUCGACAUCAAGUGGUGAUAGCUAAUAGCAUUGAGUCACGACGGUCCUUUGUGGUUAUUCUAACCAAAGACUCAGAAACCAAGAUAUUGCUAUCAGAGGAAGAAGUAGAGAAAGGUGUAGAUAUAGAAGACAAGAUAGUGGAUGAUCUUCAGUCUCGACACACGGCUUUUAUACAUGACAAAAACUGAAGUGAAAAGCCUUUGUAGGAUCAAAGCUUGUUCAGUGGAUCAGGGCUCUUACAAGUGGUGAAAAUAAACCCUUUGCUUUCAUAAAGACAGAGAAAAUGAAGGGAGAAAGCAGUGAGUGGUAUGCAGGUGAAUAUAGUUUGGUAUUUGUCUUUUAAAGGUCAUUUCAUACUCCAUAAAAUGAAAACAAGAGCAAAGCAGUUACGACCAAACCACCUGACACACUCACCUGAUUAUCAUCUGGAUUUUGAAAAUGAACACAAACUGUUGCUCACCUUUAGAAAAAGAGCUCAUUGGGAAUUACAUGCCUCAGCAUAUACAUGUGAGGCCUGAAUAUCAACCUUCUUCAUACUAUGAGAAGGAUUAGGGAUGCAUGAAUGGCCAUGCCUUGAAGAUCAAAUAUUUCUUGAUGCCUACUAUGUGGUAGGUCCUGAGGAUUAUGAAGAUUAAAAAGAUGAAUAAAUAUGUCUCUGUUUGGGAAAUGGAUGUAUGAAUAAUACAGUGCAAUAAAGUAUGUGCCCAAAAGCCAA
Herpailurus yagouaroundi (jaguarundi) is the source of this 1549-nucleotide messenger RNA. It is a transcript of the gene PPCS, whose product is annotated as phosphopantothenoylcysteine synthetase. The record is from RefSeq and is a predicted model, not a curated record. The transcript has 3 exons. NCBI's taxonomy places the organism in Eukaryota, Metazoa, Chordata, Mammalia, Carnivora, Felidae. Bases 87 to 1022 code for a protein of 311 amino acids.